Messenger RNA from Odontomachus brunneus, 1553 nucleotides. Its product is annotated as golgin-45. Gene Ontology annotation, biological process: Golgi organization; Golgi to plasma membrane protein transport. Bases 160 to 1485 code for a protein of 441 amino acids. Lineage: Eukaryota; Metazoa; Arthropoda; Insecta; Hymenoptera; Formicidae. Gene Ontology annotation, cellular component: Golgi membrane. The transcript is spliced from 6 exons. The record is from RefSeq and is a predicted model, not a curated record.
GUAAUUCCUUUCAAUUUUCUCUUGGCUGCGCUGAUGUUCGCAAUAUAUGUGUAGUUAGUAUUAUGAGGAGCCUAAUUACAUCAUGUUGAUAUCGCGCUUAUACAAUAUUUGUAAAUAUUAAUUAGAUAGUACCAUAUCGAAUUGUGCAUCUGCAAGUAAAUGUCUACAUUGCCAAAUAUGAGUGUAUCGACGAAUCUUAAGAAACACAGCACUCAUUGUCAACCAGAUGUUCAUAAGAUGGGUUGCGUUGAGCGAACGCAGGGUGAUGGCAUGGAGAAUGUGACAGCAGAUAAGACUGAGACCAAACAAAGUAGAAGUCGUCUAGGUGAUACUCUUAUUUAUCAUCCUACAAAUCUGAAGCAGUUGGGAUCAACGCCUCCAGUUAUGCCUACUGGUACAAUAGUAAAUCUAGUGCCAAAGAAUAUUAGUAAGCAAGAAAAGCAUAUUCUACAUUCCCUGAAAUCGAAGGAACCAAAAUUUGUGCCGUAUGAACCGUACAAAGCAGCUGUUAAUCCAAUAGUACCAUUUGAAAAAAAGAACAUGAGAUUAUCUAGGAAAGAGUCGAGUAUGAAGGCCACAGUCGCACAAAUAGCAGCGAUGAAAAUUCAGGAGACUAACACAAGAGUGAAAGAUGCUACAAAAGAGAGUAUGGAGAAAGUAUCAGAUGAUGUGUGGGAAAAUGAGAAACGUGCAUACGAGGGAGAAAUUCGCAAGCUCAAGGAGGAGAACAGUCAGCUGGAAACUCAGUUAAAAUUUCAAGCACAGGUCAAUGGUGAAUUGAAGAAUCUAUUAGUUGCUGCAGUGGGAGAGGAUCUUGAAACAAGGGUUCAUCUAUUAACUGAGGACAAAUUACAACUCGCUCGUGCUCUCUUGAAUUCAGCCCAGCAUUUAACAACACAUCAGGAACAAACGGAAUGGCUAGCAGGCCAGUGUGAAGUUUGGAGAAGUAAAUUUCUGGCUAGUAGUUUGAUGGUAGAAGAUUUAGCAAGAUGGAAAGCUGCACUCUGUCAAAGAACAACAGAACUGCAAGAAUCAAUGAAACGAUUGCUAGAAGAGCAUAACGUUAUUCGCGAUACGUCGCUUAAAAUGUAUAGAAUGCUUACGAUUCUACGAGAGAAAUUCGAUCCGAUAGGCACGACAUCCGGCAAGAAGCAUGAAUUGGCUAGCACGAAUAUCGUGGAUCUCACGCAAGGAUGCUGUCAGCUCGCAGAAAUUCUAAAAGUCAGCCUACUUAGCGGUGUUCCAGAGUCCGAAUUACGGAGAGAGAUCAAUAUAACUGGCUUGGAUAUGAAAACGCUCGCGGAACAUAACGCGGAAAAGUUACUGAUGAAUCAAAAAUUGCCAAUGACGGGAAGAGAAGACGUUGCCUGCACUGCUGUAAUGGGCGCGGCAGUCGCAGUUGGCGGACAAAUGUUUCUUCCGCGAUGUGACAUUAAAAAUAUGACAUGUUGUCCACAUUGCAGCGGCGAGAUUAAACAAAUUUGAAAGUGACUCUACUUUUAUAUCUUCCACUUGAUGCUUUUGUACUAAAUAUAUCAAAUAUUUUCAUCAUA